This is a messenger RNA of Phyllopteryx taeniolatus (common seadragon), 1427 nucleotides long. RefSeq names its product HEXIM P-TEFb complex subunit 1 (gene hexim1). Bases 311 to 1261 code for a protein of 316 amino acids. Gene Ontology annotation, molecular function: cyclin-dependent protein serine/threonine kinase inhibitor activity; 7SK snRNA binding. Lineage: Eukaryota; Metazoa; Chordata; Actinopteri; Syngnathiformes; Syngnathidae. Gene Ontology annotation, cellular component: cytoplasm; nucleoplasm; nucleus. The record is from RefSeq and is a predicted model, not a curated record. The transcript has 2 exons. Gene Ontology annotation, biological process: negative regulation of transcription by RNA polymerase II; negative regulation of cyclin-dependent protein serine/threonine kinase activity.
CUCCCUCCACUGGAGCCGCACAUUGGACGCUGUUGUGACGGCGGGACGUUGUCUCUGGGCGGACGCGGGGCUGUGACAGCGCUGAAACGGUUAACAGUGUCAAAAGCUCAGAGGAGUGUCGUUUAGUCAUUUGUUUGACUUUUUGACACUUUUUCCUCACAACCUUUUUGGGGGGCGUUAUUUACACGUCAUAGUGGAUAUUUGACAGAUAAACUGUGGUAAAAAUCCAAUUUGACAAACUUUUUUUUUAAUAGUAAGGGGUUUUAAAAUGCGUUGAGAAACUUGAAGAAAGAUAAUCAAGCGCAUCACGAUGACAGAACCAGCGGAGCAGACCGACCACCUGAAAAUUUCGGCCAGCCCAUCAGGUGGGAGCAGCGGCGGCGGCUCCAAGCAUCUCCCAGCCGGCCACCGGGCUGCACCGCCGCACAACGGCGACAGAGGGCGCCAGAGGAGCGACAAGCACCACAAGGAUGUCAACAACGACAAGUUGAGGGGGGUGUGUCCCGGAAACGAGUCCCCCAACGCCGGGGACGCGCCGCCACCGCCCGGGGUGCUCCACGUCGACUCUGACACCGGCCUGGUGGUGGACGCCCGCCUCGGCAGGAAGCGUCACCGGCGCCGCGCCGCCAAGAAGAAGCGCCACUGGAAGCCCUACUACAAACUUUCCUGGGAGGAGCGGAAGGCGCUUGACGAGCGAGAGACCGCCAGGGCGUCCCGUCUACGCGAGGAGAUGUUCGCCAAGGGGCUCCCGGUGGCUCCGUACAACACCACCCAGUUCCUCAUGGACGAACACGACCGCGAGGAGCCGGACCUCAACACCGAGGCGCGGCGGCCGGACGACACGGGCAGCGAGGAGGACUUGUUCGAGCACGACGACGAGGACGACGACGACGGGAGCGCUGGCGGCGGAGGAGGAGGAGGAGGCGGGGGGAGCAGCGACGGCAUCGGAAGGCCGGGCAACGCCGGCGGGGAGUUUCUCCAGCGGGACUUUUCCGAGACCUACGAGAUGUACCACGUCGAGAGCCUGCAGAACAUGACCAAGCAGGAGCUGGUGAGGGAGUACCUGGAGCUGGAGAAGUGCAUGUCCCGCCUGGAGGAAGAGAACAACCGGCUGAGGCGCGCCGCCCUGGAGCCCGGAGGUGGCGGCAUGAGCGUGGAGGAGCCUCUAGCGCGCCUUCGGGAGCUGGAGCGGGAGCUGGAGAGACUGAAGGCUCAGAAUACGGAGCUCCUGCUGCGGAGCCAGCCCGCCACUGACAAUUAGGGACGCUUGGCAAACUAUUCACAACAAGUGACCCUAUCGAGGGAGCAGCGAGUCUGACCCGGAUUGGACGAAGAUUCUCCUGGCUGCUUCCAGAUGAGGUGUCUCUCCUCGUCAAUCAUCGUCAUCCCGUUGCGGCUCAUAGAUACUGGUGGAACCUGGACGUGGG